Molecule: messenger RNA, 4451 nt
Organism: Rattus rattus (black rat)
Lineage: Eukaryota; Metazoa; Chordata; Mammalia; Rodentia; Muridae
Gene: Clstn2
Product: calsyntenin 2
Exons: 13
Coding region: 654-2213 (519 amino acids)
Biological process (GO): positive regulation of synapse assembly; positive regulation of synaptic transmission
Cellular component (GO): postsynaptic membrane; cell surface
Molecular function (GO): amyloid-beta binding; calcium ion binding; X11-like protein binding
Source: RefSeq, a predicted model, not a curated record
GGCACCACCUUCAGCCUAGAGACCCCCAGCACUCACCCUCACUGCUCUCUCCUGCAGGGGAAAUCUGUGCAUUCAAGAUCCAUGGGCAGGAGCUGCCCUUUGAAGCUGUGGUGCUCAAUAAGACAUCUGGAGAGGGCCGGCUCCGUGCCAAGAGUCCCAUCGACUGUGAGCUACAGAAGGAGUACACAUUCAUCAUCCAGGCCUAUGACUGUGGUGCAGGACCUCGGGAAGCAGCCUGGAAGAAGUCACACAAGGCUGUGGUCCACAUCCAGGUGAAGGAUGUCAAUGAGUUCGCACCCACCUUCAAAGAACCAGCCUACAAAGCCAUCGUCACAGAGGGCAAGAUCUAUGACAGCAUCCUGCAGGUAGAAGCCAUCGACGAGGACUGCUCCCCCCAAUACAGCCAGAUUUGCAACUAUGAAAUUGUCACGACGGAUGUGCCUUUUGCCAUUGACAGAAAUGGCAACAUCAGAAACACUGAGAAGCUGAGCUAUGACAAGCAACGCCAGUAUGAGAUCCUGGUAACUGCUUAUGACUGUGGACAGAAGCCCGCUGCUCAGGACACCCUGGUCCAGGUGGAUGUGAAGCCAGUGUGUAAGCCUGGCUGGCAAGAUUGGACCAAAAGGAUUGAGUACCAGCCCGGCUCGGGGAGUAUGCCCUUGUUCCCCGGCAUCCACCUGGAGACGUGCGACGGAGCUGUGUCCUCCCUCCAGGUCACUGCGGAGCUGCAGACUAAUUACAUCGGCAAGGGCUGUGACCGAGAGACCUACUCUGAGAAAUCCCUUCAGAAACUAUGUGGAGCAUCCUCGGGCAUCAUCGACCUCUUGCCAUCCCCUAGUGCGGCUACCAACUGGACUGCUGGACUCCUGGUGGACAGCAGUGAGAUGAUCUUCAAGUUUGAUGGCAGGCAGGGUGCCAAGAUCCCGGAUGGGAUUGUGCCCAAGAACCUGACAGACCAGUUCACCAUCACAAUGUGGAUGAAACAUGGCCCCAGCCCUGGCGUGAGAGCUGAGAAGGAAACCAUCCUCUGUAACUCAGAUAAAACUGAAAUGAACCGGCAUCACUAUGCCUUGUAUGUGCACAACUGCCGCCUUGUCUUCCUCCUGAGGAAGGACUUUGACCAGGCAGACACCUUUCGCCCCGCAGAGUUUCACUGGAAGCUGGACCAGAUUUGUGACAAAGAGUGGCAUUACUAUGUCAUCAAUGUGGAGUUCCCUGUGGUCACCUUGUACAUGGAUGGAGCAACAUAUGAACCAUACCUGGUGACCAAUGACUGGCCCAUUCAUCCAUCUCACAUAGCCAUGCAACUCACUGUCGGCGCCUGUUGGCAAGGAGGUGAAGUGGCCAAACCACGGUUUGCACAAUUUUUCCAUGGCAGCCUUGCCAGUCUCACAAUCCGUCCUGGCAAAAUGGAAAGCCAGAAGGUGAUUUCUUGUUUGCAGGCCUGCAAAGAAGGGCUGGAUAUUAAUUCCUUGGAAAGCCUUGGCCGAGGGAUAAAGUAUCACUUCAACCCUUCACAGUCCAUCCUUGUGAUGGAAGGCGAUGACAUUGGGAACAUCAACCAAGCCCUCCAGAAAGUCUCCUACAUCAACUCCAGGCAGUUCCCAACAGCAGGGGUCCGGCGCCUCAGACUCUCUUCUAAAGUCCAGUGCUUUGGGGAAGACGUGUGCAUCAGCAUCCCAGAUGUGGAUGCCUACAUCAUGGUCCUGCAGGCCAUCGAGCCCCAGAUCACCCUCCAGGGAACAGAGCGUUUCUGGAGACCGGCUGCCCAGUUCAAAAGUGCCAGAGGAGUGACUCUCUUCCCUGACAUCAAGAUCAUCAGCACCUUUGCCAAGACUGAGGCCUCUGGGGACGUGAGAGCUACAGGCACAGCCCCCAAAUCUGCAGUCUUGGAAGAAAUGCUACACAAUUUGGAUUUCUGUGAUAUUUUGGUGCUUGGAGGGGACUUGGAUCCAAGACAAGAGUGCUUGGAGCUCAACCACAGUGAGCUCCACCAACGACACCUUGAUGCCACCAACUCUACUGCUGGCUACUCUAUCUAUGGUGUGGGGUCCAUGAGCCGUUAUGAGCAGGUACUGCACCACCUCCGUUACCGCAACUGGCACCCCACUUCCCUUGAGACUCGGAGGUUCCAGAUCAAGUGUUCAGAGCUCAAUGGGCGUUACACCAGCAAUGAGUUCAACUUAGAGGUGAGCGUACCCUGCCAUCAUUAGGGGAGGCCUGACCCACCUGCCCAUUCCCUCAUUCGCUCAGAGAACUAUCACGGAUGCCUCCUCACUCCCCUCCUUGCUCUUCUCAGGUCAGCGUCCUCCAUGAAGUGAGAGUCUCUGAUAAGGAACAUGUCAACCAUCUUAUUGUGCAGCCACCCUUCCUCCAGUCUGUCCAUCACCCUGAGACCCGGAGUAGUAUCCAGCGCAGUUCAGAAACAUGAAGGAACAGGGCAUGGAGAAGACGAGACUGAAGGAGAGGAAGAAGAAGAAGCAGAGGAAGGCAUGAGCUCCAGCAGCAGUGGCUCUGAUGACAGUGAAGAGGAAGAAGAGGAAGGGAUGGGCAGAGUCAGACAUGGGCAGAGUGGCACCAGGCAAGCCCAGCUGGAGUGGGAUGAUUCCACCCUCCCCUACUAGUGCCCAUGGGUCUGCUGACCAGCCCAUGUGCCGCUUUUGUAAAACCCAACCCAAUGUACGCCCAAGCCUGUCACAGUCACCUCUGGUUUUUAUGACAGGUCUGGGAAGGCCAUGGAAUCUGCCCUCUAUGCUUUGGGCUCUGCCUAUGUCCCAACCAUGGGGCAGUUCUAAGAAUCCAGUGUCACCAUCAGUGGGGACUGUAGGGUGUUAUGUUGUCCUGUAGCCCUCACUUCUUUCUGCUCUGGGCUCACCCAGAAUCCUGUCACCCAACCUGCAGAGUUCUGAUCACCUUGCUCUUUUCUGCAGGGGAGGAGCUCCCCUUUUGUGUCACUUGCCACCCCUAGACUCAGUGUUUUCAAACUCCUUGGGUUAUAACUCACUGUGUACGUACUUGACUAAAUAGCCUUUCGCCACCUACACCAGCAGGUCCUCCCUAUGCUGGGUCUCCAGGUUGCUUUAUACAGAGAAGGCAGUAGAAUCUCAGUCAUAUACCUAAGAUCUUAGGGCUUAAGAAUUGAAAAGAAAGCCUUUGUUGAGGCAGAAUUGAGUUUCCAUGGAAAGGCCCAUAGUACAUAUGUAUAUGUGCACAUGGGUGUACACACACACACACACACACACACACACACACACACACACACAUACACACACACACACACUUCCAAGCUUGGAGAGCCUUUCUUUUUACUUCUUUUGAGACUAAAUAAACUGUAUAACAGGUUCAAACCCAAGAGUUAGAAGGUGUCCUCAUCAUAGGGUUUGCUGAGCAGCUUUUCAACCUGUCUAGACAAUGCAGGUGGCUGCCCUACCCAGGGCUAUAACCAUGAUGGAAGCACUCCAUACAGGCACUCUUCAAGUGACAGCUUGCGUGUAGAUGUCACUAGGAGCCAAAGAAAGGAUUGAUGAGGUGACCCAGCAAGGCUUCAUGGUCCAUAAAGAUCUCCUUUGACAUGGGUUUAGUAUGGCUGGACUCUCCCACAUAAAGGUAGCCUAAAGGUUGACAAGGCUGUCACCACCCAGCCUGUGGUCCCUUAUCUCCUAUGUUACUGUUUUCUCUUUAGGACACAACAUCAUUUCAGAUGUAGUCAAACCAAUCUAGGCUCUACUAGUCUGAGAUGUUAGGUGGGAAAUUUAACUGCUAGGGAUUCAAAGUGUCUGUGUAAUAAUAACAGCUGUUUGUUUCUUUUUCUCAUAAAAGGAGGGAUGCUUUGAAUAGAGGGCAAGUAUAUCAAAACCUUAAUUUCUUGUUCUUUCUUCUGAUUUUAAUAAGAAAGACUUUUCCAUCUCCAUUCUAACAUGGGCACUUCGUGAGGAGAAUUGUUGCUAUAGUAACUGGUGGACAAUCUUUUGUGGCCUAGAGAAUAGCAAGCAAGAAUUAAGGCCAGAAUAAGAGUUUCACGAGGCUUUGAGGACAUGUUUGUUUCAAACACCUUGAGCUCCUCUUUGUUCUCAAUCUGUAUAGGUCAUCCUCGUCAUACCACUCUGCCCCACGCCCAUCCUGAAUUGGCUUAGCUGAGGUCCACAAUUGGUCUCUCAUCACACAGCAUUCAAAUUCAACUGGAUGUUGAAUCUCCCACAUGUCAUCUAAACAGAGCAUUCAGGGAGUGAUUAUAGCCAAUGUCCUCCAGCCCUCUGCUCAUCCUCCAGGCAUUGAGGACCCAUACCAGGUCUUUGCAACCUUUUGGCUGGGGAGAUCUACCUUCUGUUGUUUUUCCAUCUCUUGGAGUGUUUUGUGCAUACCUUCCCUUUCUUGAGCCUUCGGAAAACCCUGUGAGGUAUUUGAGAAAUUGGUUAUUAGGGACAGUUUUGUGAUGGGUAAACUGAGGCUCA